Molecule: messenger RNA, 1227 nt
Organism: Trichoplusia ni (cabbage looper)
Lineage: Eukaryota; Metazoa; Arthropoda; Insecta; Lepidoptera; Noctuidae
Product: proteasome subunit alpha type-7-1-like
Exons: 4
Coding region: 531-1160 (209 amino acids)
Biological process (GO): ubiquitin-dependent protein catabolic process
Cellular component (GO): proteasome core complex; proteasome core complex, alpha-subunit complex; nucleus
Source: RefSeq, a predicted model, not a curated record
AGUCAAUAAAAUCAAUCAGCUGGCAACAUUAACGUCGUCAUAUCUCGUCGAGACAGAUGCAAUCGCGAAUAAAACGCAGACGACGGGUGUUUUAGACUUAUGCGAUGGCAACACUGAUUUAUUUUACUAACGUUUAGUUUGUUUUGAAUUAGACUAGUCUGGAUUCGUUCGUUGAUUUGUAUGUUUACGCUUGAGAAAGUAUUUUAGGACUUGAGACAAAAUUAGUAAUACGAAUUUUUGUCUACAACUAUUUACAACUAAUUUAGGCAUUUAUAAACUAAAAAGUAACUUUAUUUCUAAUAAUAAGUUGCCUUGCGUAGUCCAUCAAAUUAAGUUUUAAAGGAAAUCUAGCUUUAAGUAGACAUACAACCUUAUUGGCUGUAUGACCAAAAACCUUUGCUAGAUUAAAAACUACAUUGACAGAUUAACCAAACUGUCAAAAAUAAUUUUAUACGACUAUCGUUUACUUUUUGUAGUUUUUUUUUAUUGAUUAUUUUCAAGUAAUAUUAAAAUAUCUAUAUACAUAUGAAAUGGCACGUUACGACCGAGCCAUUACAGUAUUUUCUCCAGAUGGGCAGCUUUUACAGGUGCAGUACGCUCAAGAGGCGGUGAGGAAAGGUUCUCCAGUUGUAGGGAUAAGGGGGGAGAAUGUUAUAGUGUUGGCAGUAGAGAAGAAGGCGGUGGAGAAGCUGCAGGAUGAGAGAACGGAGAAGAAGAUAGUGGCGUUAGAUGAGCAUGUCGUGUUGGCGUUUGCGGGGUUAAGAGCUGAUGCGAGGGUGCUGAUUACAAGGGCCCAAAUCGAGUGUCAAUCCCACUGCCUCACCGUAGAAGACCCAGUCACCAUAGAAUACAUAACCCGCUACAUAGCCGAGCUUAAGCAGAACUACACUCAGAGCAACGGCCGGCGGCCCUUCGGUCUCUCUUGUCUGAUCGGCGGCUUUGACUAUGAUGGGAACCCACAUCUGUUCCAAACAGAACCUUCGGGGAUCUACUAUGAAUGGAAGGCGACAACAACAGGCAAAUAUGACAAGUCAGCACGAGAGUUCCUGGAGAAGUAUUACACACCGGAGGUGGUUUCCACCGACCAUGGCGCCGUCAAACUGGCCAUCAGGACUAUACUGGAUGUCGUGCAAUCAGGUAGCUGUUAUCAAACGAGGUGAGCCAGUUAUGAUGCUGGAGCCAGAAGAGGUAAAAGAAUUCAUAUCGGAGGUCGAAAGAGAAAAGGCG